GUAGCCAGAGAGCUGGGGAGAGAGAGAGAGAGGAGGAAGAGAGAGAUCCGUAGCAGCAGCAGCAGCAGGGUCCCAGCAGCAGCAGCCGCCUGUCCGCACCGCACACCCCUAAUAGCAAAAUACAGGCAGCAGGUCACACAUACAAGGAGGCCACUGCAAUCCUUUCUGUUCUAUCAUUCCCACCCCAUUGCUGGGACAGCUCCAAUGCCGGGUCCUACCCAAACGCUGUCCCCAAAUGGAGAAAACAACAACGACAUCAUUCAUGAUAACGGGAGCAUCAUUCCUUUUAGGAAGCACACAGUACGGGGAGAACGCUCCUACAGCUGGGGAAUGGCGGUCAACGUGUACUCUACCUCGAUAACCCAGGAGACUAUGAGCAGACAUGACAUCAUUGCAUGGGUCAAUGACAUUUUGUGUUUAAACUACAUAAAGGUUGAACAGCUAUGUUCAGGUGCUGCAUACUGCCAGUUUAUGGACAUGCUCUUUCCAGCGUGCAUAGGUCUAAAGAAGGUCAAAUUCCAAGCCAAGCUGGAGCACGAGUACAUUCACAAUUUUAAACUGCUGCAAGCUUCAUUUAAAAGAAUGAAUGUCGAUAAGGUCAUACCAGUGGAAAAACUGGUAAAAGGACGAUUCCAAGACAACCUGGAUUUUAUUCAGUGGUUCAAGAAAUUCUUUGAUGCAAACUAUGAUGGCAAAGAGUAUGAUCCAAUGGAAGCCCGACAAGGACAGGAUGCCUUGCCACCGCCAGACCCUGGCGAACAAAUCUUCAACCUGCCAAAAAAGUCUCAUCAUGCCAACUCUCCCACAGCAGGUGCUGCAAAAUCAAGUCCAAUUGCAAAACCAGGCUCCACAUCAUCUCGUCCAUCAUCUGCAAAAAAAGCAGCGCCCAGUUCAUCAGUAAAAAGUGAUAAGGAUUUGGAAACACAAGUUGUACAUCUGAAUGAGCAGGUACAUUCAUUAAAACUUGCCCUUGAAGGAGUGGAGAAGGAAAGAGACUUCUACUUUGGAAAGCUGAGGGAAAUUGAACUACUCUGCCAGGAACACGGACAAGAAGGCGAUGACCUUGUCCAACGGCUAAUGGACGUCUUGUAUGCUACAGAUGAACAGGAGGGCCACACAGACCAUCAUGACGGCAAUGAGCAUGACCACGUUCAGGAGGAUCCAGAGCAGCAGGACGAGUACUGACCCUCCCCUUCCACCCUCCUCACUGUUGUCAUUUCACGUGGAACUUUCUUUCAGGAGAGCAAUGAGUGUCCAGUCACUCUCGGCACACCCUUACCAUGUAAUGUACUAUAGUGAGCGCCAGCAAACCACUGCAUUCUGUACCAGUUACUUUCCCAAGGAGUGUUUACAGAAGUUGUAUCUGCGCCCAAGCAAAAUGGAGAAGGCGUGGGGCGACGUGGCAGCAACUUGUACCACUUGACUGUUUCAGAUUGAUUUCAAAUCUUUUCCCAUAUUUUUUUAUUUAUUUGUAAUUGAGCUGUCUCCUUGUUUUCCAAACUGCUUGCUUCUAAUUGUAAUAUUUUCCAAUAUUUCUAUAUCCAUGUCAUAGGAAACAUCACUAUCACUUAUCACGAAUGUAAAAGUGCUAUGUUAAAUACGAAACGUACAUGUCCUAUGGUAUUGUAUAAGUUUAAGCAGAGCAUUUAGCUGGAAAGCAGAAGUGUUGACAUCUUUUAGGGGGGGUGUUACUGGUUUUCUCAAAUUGAAGCUAAUAUAUGAAGAGUAAGUCGCCCGGCUAGCACGCAUAUAGCAGACCUCCGUGCGCUACCCCAGAGGAGAAUUUUGUACUCCUCACCAUUUACGUAUCUCGGCAUCCCUUUACAAUGCAGAAAAGAACAUUUAUUGACUCAUUCAAAUAAUCAAUUUGUUUCCUAGGUCUUCCAAAGCAUCAGGAUAGUUCUGUCCUGUGCAAGGAAAUCCUGGUGUUCAAGGAUUGCAUAUAUAUUUACACCCCUAAAAUAUACAACACUUCCCAGUACAGACAGCUUCUAUUUUUUUGUUAUUAUUUGGACAAAAAAUUAUAUUAAUAUUUUUCUAAGUGUUUACUGCAUCUUUUGUUUUGUUAUUGUUGGAAUAAUAAGCAGCCACCCAGAUUGCGGUUAAUGUUAGGAAGAUGUUUUCUAUUGGGUUAAGCUGCACAUUCAUCUUGUAUAGACCUGUGUGCUCAUUGUUUAUCUGUUCCACACAGGAACGAAUGAAAUCUACUGGUUUGUGACUGCUUUCAGCACUCGCCUGGAUUUUACCCAGUUCAUCAUUACAACGAGCUCAGACUAAACAGAUUAAACUCUUCACUUCUACACAUACGAAGCGCCAAACCGCAGCAAGGUGACCCCUCCAGAAAUGCCUAUUCUCACUUAAUUGCCACCUACCUAAGCACAGGAUGUAUUUAGCAUCCUGAAGGGCAGGAUGCCAGUGGUCAUGUGACUGAAUCCCUAAGCACAUAGUAUAAUGCAGUAAUACAAUAUAUCAACAGCAAUAUCAUAAAAUGAACUAUGCUUAGAGAGCAAUAGUAAUGCACUAUAGUUAUCUGAAUGCAGUAUUAAUGGAAUAGCAAACAACAUGACCCUUAUAAUGCAUAUACUACCUCUAAUAUCUGUCAUACGUUCGACUGGCGUAUCAAAGGCAUUGAUGGCUACCACGUAAUGGACAAUAGUUUUUCCAUUCUUGAAGUGCAUCUGUUCUCUGCAGGCUGGCUGCCAUUUUGUUAGAUAAGACACUAGUCAUGAGAAUGUAACUUGUCAACUCACUGAGAACAAAUGAGGACUCUGCCUCCAUGAUAUCAAUGGUCCGGGUGAAUGAAUAGCCUACAUACUGGGCCAUCCCACAAAAUGACUGCCACCACUGCAUGAAGGUGCACUUUUAAUAAGCAUGCAAUGUGAAAGUUACUGUAUGCCAAUAAUCCAAAACUGCCAAGAGAAUGGAAAAUUGGCUUAGGAACUGACAAUUAAGUGAGACAGUCUUCUAUGGAUUGUACUGCUGUAUAUUUUAUGUUUUAGCUAUGUUUUUGUAUACUUUAUUUCAGUAUUCCCUUCUGCUAUAGUUUUUAUUUUACUGGGUAGCACAUCAUAAAAGGUAUAUAUGAAAUGUAAACUGAAAGGAAUGUAAACAUAUGUAUUGUUAAAUAUAAAUAGACAGGUAAUGAAGUCCUGAGUAGAUGGAAAGAGUCUUAUUCAGAUGUAUCACUCAUUUUCCCAUACACACAACUUGUCGCAUGAUAGAGUAGGUUUUUUGUCUAUGAAUAUGUGAAUAACUUGCGUUUUAUCUUUUUACAUAUUUAAUAAAAAAAGGUAUAUGUAAUGAAAAAAAUGCCAAUCUCACCAACUAAUCACCUUGGGGGCAAAUUGUAACUCUUGUCUGUCUGUUAUUAAGUCACCAGAUUCAUUAUAAGAUGCGAUUUGUCUAUAAAAACUGAGCUGAGAAGGGAGAAGUGACCCUAAGGUAUCUAUAAGAGAGCAUAUGAUUAAUAAAACACAAACCAGUUAAGAACA
Pseudophryne corroboree (corroboree frog) is the source of this 3491-nucleotide messenger RNA. RefSeq names its product microtubule associated protein RP/EB family member 2 (gene MAPRE2). The transcript has 7 exons. Gene Ontology annotation, biological process: regulation of microtubule polymerization or depolymerization; protein localization to microtubule; spindle assembly. Gene Ontology annotation, molecular function: microtubule plus-end binding. The record is from RefSeq and is a predicted model, not a curated record. Gene Ontology annotation, cellular component: spindle midzone; microtubule plus-end; microtubule organizing center. Bases 205 to 1185 code for a protein of 326 amino acids. NCBI's taxonomy places the organism in Eukaryota, Metazoa, Chordata, Amphibia, Anura, Myobatrachidae.